Messenger RNA from Brenthis ino (lesser marbled fritillary), 231 nucleotides. Lineage: Eukaryota; Metazoa; Arthropoda; Insecta; Lepidoptera; Nymphalidae. The record is from the annotation of a GenBank genome assembly.
AUGGUAACAAUUUUCGGAAUAGUAUUCCUUGUUUGUUGUACAUUGUCUUUGACUCAAGGGCAAGUUCCAAAGAAUGAAGAGUAUAAGAGAAAUGUUUUACUACCGCAUGCAUAUGUAAUUUUAGCCGAAAAACGUGAAAACGAUAUGCCGCAUUCAGUGAUGAUGACCAAGGAGAUGCUAGACUCGGCAGAAGGCAAGAUACCUUACGAAGUGUUGGCAUCGUUAGUGGGA